AUGGCGACAAAGAAUACCACUGUCGGCUCAGCAGCAUGGAUCACAGCCGAAAAGGAGAAUGCUCUGCAAAUUUUACAGAAUGAGAGAGAAGAAGUCGUUUUCCCGGCCCAGCAUCAGUUAGAAUGGCUCAAUGAGCACAUGGCUGAUAUCUUCAGCAAGAGCAAUGUUGACAUGGGAAAUGUUUUCAAGACGCCUGGGAAACUGCGCGGCAAGACUCCUCGAACUGCUAGAAAGCGCAAUGUGCCUGGUGCAGAUACGCGCAUUGUAAGAUUGUUCUUCAUUAUCCGACAAGGCGCUCUAACAUAUAAGCUACAGCCACUGAGUGAUGUAUUCUCCUCCAAGCCCGUUCUGCGCCAAAGCCCACAGAAGGCGGCGCACCAUAACAAACCGCACUUUGAAAUUGCUACCGAUAAAGAAGAGCAAGUUUCACAUUCAUAUAAAUCGCAGGCUGACUCGGGAUACCACACAUCAAGUCAAGAGAUGGAUAAUGACGUGGAAACAAACAUGUCGCCGAUUACUCAACCACCAGAGACUCAAGAUUCAGACAUGAUUGAUGUUGUUGCCGAGCCCGACCUGCCCGAUGUUCAAGAAGAACACCGAACGACUGAAGGCUCUUUUCAUUCCGCUAAAGAGGACCAGACAACCAAGCUUGGUCAUCCUGAAACCACCGCGAUCGCUUCAAAGGAACCAGCAUCAGCACUUGUUGCAGAUGCCAAACAGCCAAGCGGUGAUCCUAUCUCCACAGCUGAACCCCGACAAGACAUGCAACAUGAGUUUGAUGAUAUCGGCUCUCCUUCAGAUGAGUCUACCCCAGAUCGACCGUUGGUUCGGAAGAGCAGUCUAACUUUCGCCGCACUACCUGCACGAGAACCAAUGAAAUCAAGUCUUGGUGCAAGAAUAUCAAGGACAAGCCAUGUAGACCGAGCCCGUUCUCUAUCACAAAAUCCCUACGCUGCACGUCAUCCUUCCGCAACGGAUCAAGACCCGAAAUCAACUAGGCUCUACAAUGAAGAUACCCCGAUGAGGGACCAUGUCGACCACGAGGCCGAAGAUGACAGCGACGACGACGAGAACGUGGAGAUCUUGGGCCACGAUGAUUCAGACGGGGAAGCGCAGAUGUCCAAAAACCAUUCAAAGUCCUCUACCCAAAGACUCCAUGAGAAGAUUGAUAUGCUAGGAAAGGCUCCUGCUCCACGGCCUUCCAAAUCUAUAUCUUCUACCCUUGCUAACAUCAAGAACUCUGAGCUGAAUGCUCAACCUGAAGGGCAACCCAAGCAUCCACAACACACGAAUAAUGACGAGGAUGAUUGGAUCAAGCCGCUUACCUCCCCGAAUGUUGUAUCAUCCCCUGCUAAGGGCACUGUCACAAGAGAUGACGAAUAUUCGGACGAAGAAGGAUUCGAUAUUCGUGCACCAGAACUAAUUGCACAUGAAGAGCGAAUGAGGACACCUGUACGAAUGUCUCCAGCUCCCGUAAGAAUGAUGCCGGGCUAUGGACACGCGAAAUCUGCAUCGACCGUGACCUUGGCCUCUCCUGCUAAAGCGGCCAUGGCACCUCCAGCAAGCCCAGCAAAAUCCAUCUCGAUCUCCAACCCAUCCUAUCCUCCUACGACUACGCCUCAAGGUUCGCCGCGGAGAUACCUUGACUUGAGUGCUUCUAAAUCGAGACUUCAUUCGAUAAUGAAAACUGCUAAAGGUUUAUUUACCACCAGCGCAAGUAUUUCGGCGGCGGCAAAAAUGGAAACUCUUUCACCACAAGCAUUGAAGACAGCGGCGAACAAUAUGCCAGGAAUGUAUCCCAACCUCAACGCUUUGCUCCAAGAUAAGCCUCUGCCUAGCAGUCCCAAGGAUGCGAGGAAGACCCGCAGCUCCACUGACAGGGAAAAAGAGGAGCAAAGAAAGGAGAAGGAGGCAGCUCUGAAACAAAGGAUGGAUGAGCAGCUUGAGAAAGCACGCGAACAAGAGCGACGAAAAGCUGUUGAACAGAGGCUGGCUCAUGAGAAGGUAUUGAAAGCAAAGGCACCCGAGCCGCCACAAUCAAGUCCUCGACGGCAAAAUGGGGAACAAUUGGAUAUUGCAGACCCUCCUCCACCCGGCAUGAAGACUGGAAGACCGGUGCGUCCAGGAAGAGAGCCGCCUGUCAAUAAAGCAAAGCCAGCACCGGUCUCGAUUCGAGUGGGCACGUUAUCACAGCGAAUGCCCAUCAAUGCUACUUCUUCGGCAUCUACAACCCAAGAGACACUUCCCGCCGAGCCCAAACGCCCAGGUCUGGCCAAAAAGGCGAGCACUGCAUCGUUGCAAUCAUCGACCUCGACCAACCUCAAAUCAUCGGUCCAUGGCCCAGCACCGAAACCGCGAGCUCUCCUAGCGGCAGAGCGGAAGAAGGAGCAGGAUGAGCGUGAAGCGCAAAGAAAACUCGAGCAGAAGCGAGAGCUCGAGCGCAAGCGGGCAGCACAGCAAGAACAAGCACGAAAAGAGGAGCAGCGUCAACGAGCGGAAGUUGAAAGGAAGGAACGAGAACGGGUGGCUGCUGAGCAAGCCAAGAGACAAGCCCAGCAACAAGCCAUUGAGCGAAAGCGACAAGAAGCAGCGCGAAAAGCCGAGCAGCAGCGACUUGAUCGUGUCGCGAAUGAGGCUGCGGCAACGAGACCUUCUUCUCGCAUGGCAGGUCCAACGGCUAACCGCCCGUUGAUCAACCAUCCUUUACCUACCAAUCCUGCCAAACCAGCAAAGAGGCCUCUGGACGAAGAUGCCGGACCAUCACGCCCCCAACCGGCGAAAUAUGGUGAUGCCAAACGAAGAAAGACCGAGGAUGAAAGUGUUGUGGAGCCCGCGUCACGACCAGUGGUCUCUGGAGCUCCUAUUCGACAGUCACAACUUGGAAAGAAGCCGUCGAUCUUCAAUCAUAGCACUUAUGCCCCGGCGCAGCAAGCAGGUCACCUGAGUCAGUUCCCUCAGCCGCCUAGCCGUGCCGCUCCUCCGCAGAUGCAACAAUAUGGCGCUGGAGCCAAGAUUCCAUUUGCCGACGCACCCAACCCGCCGGCGCAUACCAAGACUCCAGCAUCAAUUGUGAAACAAAAGACCAUUCAAGCUGUCAAGUCGUCGCCACAAUAUCCUAAUGGCGAGGCUAUUCAUCUUCCUGAGAUUCCUACCGACUCUGAGGAUGAGGAUUCAGACGAUGAUGGCAAUGCCUUCCCCAUUCCAGAUUGGGCGACUCCAGGCCAUCUCACUGAACAACUCAUCCGACAAGAAGGCAUGGACGGAGAUGCAGUCUUUGGACCGAUAGCUCCCCUGAGAAUGGAGGAAAUAUUCGCCAAGGGAAACAAGGAUAGACUCAAAAACCUACGAGUGCGCACAAGUAGUGCCAACUGGGCCAUGAGCGGCGACGGGUUGACUCUUGAAGAAGUACGAAUAGACCGAGAGCAGCGGGAACGGAUGAGGGUACAAGGCGGGUGGAGGUUUGGCAAUCAAUGA
Molecule: messenger RNA, 3474 nt
Organism: Exophiala aquamarina CBS 119918
Lineage: Eukaryota; Fungi; Ascomycota; Eurotiomycetes; Chaetothyriales; Herpotrichiellaceae
Exons: 3
Coding region: 1-3474 (1157 amino acids)
Source: RefSeq, a predicted model, not a curated record